This is a messenger RNA of Cuscuta epithymum, 2134 nucleotides long. The record is from the annotation of a GenBank genome assembly. Lineage: Eukaryota; Viridiplantae; Streptophyta; Magnoliopsida; Solanales; Convolvulaceae.
AAGAUGAGGUGCAAAGGUUGGAUUAUUCAUGAAUAACGAAAAGGUCGGACUAUUAAAAGAAGACCACUAAAAGGUUGGAUUAUUAGUUUCCAUUUUCCCAAGAACUUUUUACAAAGAAAAUUACACAGAAUUUUUACUUUAUUUUUUUUUUUAAAUUUGGGAUGGACCAAAACCUAGAUUGACCUCCCCCCUCUAGCUCCACCCAUGUUGCUCUCCUUCUCUCUCGUCAGCUCUCAUUGCUAUCUUGUCGGCUUCUUCUUUUAUUUGCUAUUAGUCCAUCUUUAUUAUAUCAAGAGAAGAAGAAUAAAAUAAAACAGAGCAAAAAGGAGUUGGCGGGAUAGUAGAGAGAGUAGAAGGGAAAAAUAUAAGAUGUAAAGCACAGAGAAGGGAUGACUUAGACUACAACUAUAUAAUACAAACAUGUAGUUUGGCCAGAUCAGCUAUUUUAACGUUCUAACAGAAAAAUGUACUUGAUCGACUACAAAAAUACAAGUUGAUGUACUUUAAAGUUUCAAAUGCAAGAUAAAGUACUAUUUACUCUCGUCGAAACAACUUCAUGUACCAUUUUUACGAUUUUCUCGUAUAGAAUUGCCCUUUUUGAAUUGAUGUUUCAUUGUCCAUGUUUGUGGGAUUUAAAGGGCUCACCGGAAUGGAACCGGAUCCGCUGCCAUAAGGCAGAGUGCCUUGCGGCAUCCGACGGAAGGGAGGCGAUGAGGAGGACCUUGAGAUCAGCGAAGGGGUGGAGCCCAAGAUCUUCGGACGUCGAAUUCAUGACCGAACGGCUCGUAAGAGUCGGGCACUCUGCCUUGCUUUAAAGUAAAGGAGAGGCUCUGGAUCCCACCAGAAGUCCGAAAUGGUCCAUUUUACUUUUCCAAAUGAGGCUUUCCAAAUGGCGUCUGGCAAGUUAGUUGGGUCGAUGCAAUUAAGAUGGGUAUCAUUUCACCAGCAGGCUGCUCCCUAAUGUCAAUAAGAGCCACUUUGUAAAUAUGGCCGCCAACACAACUUUUUCACUGCGAUCUAUCCUUGAGAAGGAAAAACUUAAUGGAACAAAUUACAUGGACUGGGAUAGGAAUCUGAGAAUCGUUCUCAAACAAGAGCGUAAAGAAUAUGUCCUUGACCAACCAAUUCCUGCUGAACCAGCGGCCAAUGCUGCUAGAGCCAUUAGAGAUGCUUAUGAAAGGCAUGUCCGUGAUGAAGUUGAUGUCACUUGUCUGAUGUUAACUAUCAUGGAAGCUAAUCUUCAGAAACAGUUUCUGAAUCGUCGUGCACAUGACAUCUCUAAUGAACUCAAGAACGUGUUUCAGAAGCAAGCACGGAUCGAAAGGUUCGAGACGACCAAAGCUUUGUUUCACACAAGGCUUACUGAUGGAAACUCGGUUGGACCUCACGUGCUCAAGAUGAUUGGGCUUAGGGAUCACCUGGAAAGACUUGGAUCUCCAAUUAGUCAAGAGUUGGCUACUGAUGUGAUUCUCGCAUCACUCACUCCGGCAUAUGACCAGUUCAUCAUGAACUAUAAUAUGCAUGGUCUUGAGAAGACCUUAACCGAAUUGCAUGGAAUGCUCAACUCUGCUGAGCAAAACAUCAAGAAAAAUCGGAGUGACAUUUUGAUGGUCAAAAAGGGGAAGGGAUUCAAGAAGCAUGGUAAUGUUAAGGUUGGUGGAAACAAGAAAUCCAAAACCCUGGUUAAGAACUCGGGUAAAAGCAAAUCGGUUGUUGGCUCCUCUUCUAAAGAAGAGCAAAAAUGUUUCCACUGCAACAAAACUGGUCAUUGGAAGCGGAAUUGCAAGACAUAUUUGGAGGAACUGAAAAAGAAGGGGCAUGGUGAUGCUUCCAAUUCAGGGACUAACAAGGAGUAGAAGGCUGGCUAAAGGUGAAGUUGACCUACGAGUAGGCAAUGGUGCAAAAGUUGCAGCAUUAGCAAUAGGGACAUUUACUUUGAAUUUGCCCACGGGCUUAGUUUUAGAACUUGAUAAUUGUUAUCAUGUACCUGCCAUUAGCAGGAAUAUUAUUUCUGUUUCUUGUUUGCACAAGAAAGGAUUUCAUUUUAUAAUAAAGAACAACACUUGUUCUAUUUAUUUUAAUGAGAUCUUUUAUGGUAGUGCCAGUCUCAUAAAUGGACUUUAUGUUCUAAACC